Molecule: messenger RNA, 1919 nt
Organism: Xylaria bambusicola
Lineage: Eukaryota; Fungi; Ascomycota; Sordariomycetes; Xylariales; Xylariaceae
Exons: 1
Coding region: 182-1714 (510 amino acids)
Source: RefSeq, a predicted model, not a curated record
UAUACAUCGGGUAUUCAGUCAGGUGUAUAUAAAAAUUAAGAUAUCGAAGGAUAUAAUCACGUUUGAGCUCAAUUGAAGUCCAUCUACCCUUUGAUUUCCAUCUCGUAUUAUUCUAUAUCACCAACACGAUAUUGGCUAGAUUCCCCUAUACAGUCAUUGGCUCUAAUUGGGGCACUUCGCCAUGGCGUACCCAAUGCCGAACUCCGUGCCUUCGCGCCCAUCGACACCUCAAUUCCCAAGAUACUCCUGUCAACCUCCAAGCCGACAACAAUACUCUCGAUCUCCUCCUCCGUAUAAUCACCCACUAAACUAUCCUACGUCAUAUCCUCAGCCAUUCUCAAGUCCCCGGCGCCUGAGUUCGCCUCCUCCGCUAUGCACCUCUCCACACUUACACUGUCACCAGCCAAACACUGGUGAACACAUUAAUCCUCCCUAUACGUGCGCUCGUGCCUGGGAACCCCAUCGCGGUGAUCAGAGACGUCAUAAUGGAGAUACGAUAUCUACCGCGUACCACUGUUCCAAAAUCCUGGACUACAAACUUGAGAGGCCUACUAGGAAGUCCCUGGCUGCUGGCAUGCUGCUACAGAAAGUAAGCCAGCACCCCGAGCAACAGGACCCUAUUCCACACGGGCUGCUGCUACACAUGUUUCAGCACCUUUAUGGCAGCAUGCUGGACUCUAUCAGAUUCCUUACCAAAGAUCUACUCCAAAUUGAAGACUCCGAUGCCGUUACAUGCAAGGCAACGAUAUGUCGCUUCGACAAGCAAGAUACCUGGAGACUCUACAAAUCGCGAGUAGGAGUCCAGGAGCACUUCUAUUGUGCGCCUCACAUUGAGGUCACGUUACCAUGGCUUCCUACCCGCGCGGCUAUCAAGGAGAUCAUCGAGGCCAUCACAGACAGCUGUGGCGCUCUCGGCAAGCACAUGCAGCCGGCAUACAAGUUUAGAACUCAGUCAUAUUCGUGGAAGUUCGAACCCGGCACUAUCUACGAAACCGUCGACGCGGGCCAUCUAAUACCACGGCCAAUAGUGCAUGAUUAUAGCCACGACGAGACCAGUCACGAAGAAGAACAACAAGACGAGGAGCACCAUAACCAACAACUGAUUACCUACACCGAAGAAGAGACCUUCGAGAUAAAGCCGGAGAAUGGACCUAGGACAUUAGGCGACAUCAAGAGAGAAUGGCGUUUCGGCCCAAAUACGAAUCAAUGCAAAGAAAUUGUCAAGGGCGUGCUCGCGAAGCUAUUCAAGCUCGACCCGCGGCACAUAACGGUGUGGUUCUGGGUCAAAGACGUCGAGCUCAACGACAGCAAGUGGUAUCCCUGGGGCAGCCUGGACAACACCUACGGCCUAACCCUCGUAUCGCAAGAAAUAGUCCGGUACGACCCCGAAGACGCAAAGGGGAGCCCCAGGAGGAACGGCAAAUCAAGCCGCGCUACCAGGGAGAAGGAGCUCCGCGACGUCGCCCCGACCGUGCGCAUCAUCUUGCCCGUGGAGCGCAAGAACUUCGCCAAGGACGACGAGAAUGUCAAGUGGCUCCAGGAGUGCGUGGACGUCAUGCGGACCCAGUUGUCUGCAACUUCGGCAUCGCAUAGUCGGGCCGCGUUCUGUAUCUCCUGGAAGAAGGAGCGGAGAGACUUUGCGGACUGGUUCGGGCCUCAGGUCGUCUACAAGCUCAUAGGUGACGGCGAUCAUUACAUAUUAGAAGAUGCGUAACUGUUCCAACUUCUUGUACGAGUGAUAGAAAAUUGGAUCGUGAAGGAGGAAAGACACAGGGUUAUAAAAGGGGAAAUCAUGAGGAGUCGGAAUGGAAGCGUCCUAACUCUGUACUUUACUUACUUUGGUCGGGUCAUUCUUCAAGGAGCACGAUGGCCUAAUGUCAUAUUGUCUAGUUUCUAAUCAAACCUGUAUUAAUCUCUCG